GACAGUUACUGAAUAAUAUAAACAAUAAGUUGUUGAGCAUUGAUUUCGCGAGCGAUUUGAUUUCUCGCGUUGGUUUACAAAUUAGGCAAUUUCUGCACAAGUUUUCCUACAUAAAACCGAAAUGUUUUCAGAAAAAAUUCGUCAGCUUACUCUGCUGUUAGAAAAACAGGAGCUGGAGGCCCCGAACGGGAUUGUCUCAGUGCAGCUAUAUUCGGAAUUGUUCGCGGCAUAUCUUUUCCGAAAUGACCUUUCCAACGCACGAUUUUUAUGGAAACGGAUCCCUCCGAGUGUAAAAGCCGGACACACUGAGUUAGAACAAAUGUACAAAGUUUACCAAUGUUUAUGGAAUAACGAUACAGUGGGAUUUUAUAAAGUCAUCAAUCACGAUUGGUCUAAGCAUGUGUCCGAGCUAAUGUUUGAACUCAAAGAUAAAAUCCAACAGGAAACCAUCAAUCUGAUUGGGCGAGCAUACAGUUCAAUUUUCGAGAAUGUUUUCGCUGAAAUGACUAACCAAACCCCGGAUAUGAUUGCUGAGCUAUGCAAAUCGCAAAACUGGGAAAUAAUCGACGGACCACAUCCGAGAUUGAUUGUGCCAAAGCAUCCUGCCGCCGACAAGCCACUAGUAGUUAGUUCCGAAGAUCAGCUGCAAAAAUUGACGGACUUCGUUUCUUUUCUGGAGAAUUGAAUGUACAUCGGCUGAUACUAUACUACAGGUUGAACGAAUUAAACUCGACCUUCUUAGAGUGUAAGGUCUUGUAUAUUAAACAAAUUAAAAUAAAAAUUCCCGCUUGCGACCUACGGCUUAUAAUCAGUAAAA
Molecule: messenger RNA, 817 nt
Organism: Wyeomyia smithii (pitcher-plant mosquito)
Lineage: Eukaryota; Metazoa; Arthropoda; Insecta; Diptera; Culicidae
Gene: CSN8
Product: COP9 signalosome complex subunit 8
Exons: 3
Coding region: 122-685 (187 amino acids)
Biological process (GO): COP9 signalosome assembly; protein deneddylation
Cellular component (GO): COP9 signalosome
Source: RefSeq, a predicted model, not a curated record